AUGAAGCCCUCUCUUUUCAGCUUCGUUGCCCUCGUGGCAACGCCAGUAGUAGGACAGAUCAAUCUCUAUCAGUAUGGUCUGAACUCCUCCGUCACCUUGUCUGCUGCGUGCAGCAACGCCCUUGAGGCAACGCUGCAAUGCGAUCCGUACCUCUACACACUAGCCACAAUCGACCAUUUCGGUCCGCUGGGAAAUGAUACAUUCCAGGACCAACUCUGCCAAAGUACCUGCGGUACAUCUCUAACAACGUACCAUAACACUAUUUCUGAGCAGUGUGCAAAUGAUCCUCAACCUUGGGACGGUAUACCGGCCGUUUGGGCGGGAGAUAUUCUCUGGGCAACCUACAACCGCACUUGCCUCAAGGACCCCAAGACGGGAGUCUAUUGCACGAAUGAGAUUGGGGACAUCCAAACACUGCUCGGAGAGACGGACACGUCCCUGACAACUCUCUCCAAAGACCAGCUGUGCUCCCCUUGCGUGCUGAAUCUCAUCCAGCAGAUGCAGGCCACAGCCUACUCCAACUACAACGAGAACCACGUCGCCGACUGGGCUGCGAUCCAGCAGACGUGUCAGACAGGGCCCUUGCCAACUCAGGUUCAACCCCCCGCCACCAAUAUCACGGCGGUUCCGGGCGUGGACUACUCAGAUCCGUCGAAUGCCACAUGUCUUUCCAACAAUUUCUAUACUACCGUGGCUGGUGAUAAUAUCCAAGCCAUUGCCGAGGCGCAAGGAGUCCCCACAGGACCUCUCAAGACGCUGAACGGGAUCUUCCCAGAUGGAUCCAAUCUCCUAGCAGGACAGGUCUUGUGUCUGCCUCGGAAAUGCCAGAUCUACAAGGUACAAGCAAACGACACUUGCGCAUCAAUCGCUUCUGCCUAUAGCAUCUCGGUCGUUGACAUUCUCACGUAUAACCCCACCAUCAACACUGCCUGCUCCAACCUCAUCGCCGACACAAAUAUCUGCGUUGGGCCCUCAGGAGCACAGUAUACCCCCACCACCAUCGCCGGGGCCACCGGCACCAAGACUAACCAGUACGCCACCUCAACGGUGACCCCAGACGGUCCUACCGCCAGCGGCACCACAACGGAAUGCGGCAAGUACCACAAGGUGGUGGCAGGCGAUACCUGCGAGCAGAUCUCCCUGCAGUACUCCAUAACCACAGCGCUUUUUAUGGCGAUCAAUCCCUCCAUCGAUCAGAAUUGCUCAUCUCUUCCCCCAGGCGUUUACUACUGUGUCUUCCCUAUGCAGGACUGGAACUCCACGGCACCAAAUACAACCACCACUACUUCUACCUACGUGACAGCUCCCACCGCCACGCCGACAGGAACCACCCAGUACUGUUAUUCAUGGCAUGUGGUGGUCGCUGGCGAUCAAUGCUCCACUCUUGAAGCCGUCUACGGGAUUUCCUUUCCGCAACUACAGACCUGGAACCCCCAGAUCAAUGCCAACUGCACUAACCUCCUCCUGGGCGAAGCCUACUGCGUCAAAGGCGAUUCAGGUCCCACACCUACCUCUGUCUCGUCCACUCCAACGCCCACUUCGGUCCCUCCUCCCGGUCCAACCCAGUCGGGUAUUCCGGCUAACUGCAAUAAGUGGGUUAUGCAGCAAACCGGGGUUUACUGCUAUGAUAUGGCCGUGAGUGCUGGAAUCACGCUUGCCCAGCUUUAUCAGUGGAAUCCGGCGUUGAAUGGGGAUUGCUCGGGGCUAUGGGCCGGAUAUGCAUACUGUAUCGGGAUAUCGGGAUAG
Aspergillus pseudoviridinutans is the source of this 1746-nucleotide messenger RNA. Its product is annotated as LysM peptidoglycan-binding domain-containing protein. The transcript is spliced from 6 exons. The record is from RefSeq and is a predicted model, not a curated record. The coding region runs from base 1 to 1746 and encodes 581 amino acids. Lineage: Eukaryota; Fungi; Ascomycota; Eurotiomycetes; Eurotiales; Aspergillaceae.